AUGGAUGUUGACCCCAUCUCCGUCUACUACGAUUCUGACCUAGAGGAAAGGGAAGCGAGAAGAAGAAAGAAGGAAAAGAGCCAGAAGGGAGGCGAUGAACCAGAGAAAACGCCGACAGUGGAGCCCAUUCCUCAAGAAACGGCGAGAGAAGAGAUAGGUCUAAAUGAGACGGCCAGAAAGCAGGGCCUAAUGACUGAUGAAGAAUUUCAGGCUCUUUUGGAUGAGGUAAAUUGGACGGAAGAUGGUACCGCCACGAUGGCUGAGGGUCUAGACCUCUCAUCAAGGGCAGUAGAAGAGGGUGAGAAGGACGAUGGAGAGAACAACUCAGAAGGCCUAGCCGAACGGCCAGUAGACAAAGUGGUGGGAGGCCAGACUAGAGAAGAAGGGACAGAGUCAACAACUCCCCAGACGGAGGCCGGGAAGAGUAAUGUGCAUAUCGAGGAGGAGGAAACAGUAGCAAGAACAGAGGUACCCGGACCAGUGGUACCGCCAGUGAUAAAACCAAAAGCUGUCAAGAGGAAGUUGGUGUUGAAGGGCGACCCUAGGACUAAACAGCCGAAGCCGAAGAGGGUAUCGCAAAGAUGCUUAGGGAAGUGGGCAUCCAGUAAAGCAAAGGUAAACACGGUGGCAGAUCCGGUGGAGAUUUUAAGCGAAGAGGAAGGGACCACUCCCACAAAACCUGGGGAGGGAUCCUUACCCACUACUAAUUUGGAGGAUACUACGGUGGCAACCGAAGCGGUCUCCCAAACGCCGAGUGACCAGGGCGAAGAGACGAUGCAGAUGGCUGAGGUGCCGGACCUCGCAUCUGCACCAGCUGGUCACGUCGAGCCGAGAACUGGAGGUACUCGUAUCAGUACUGAGACCCGACCCUCUGCCCCAGACCAGCCUUCAACACACGCUGAGAAGGAAUCGGAAUACGAGCGAGAUAGUGAUGAGGACAGAUACCGUGUAGAGAGAAAAUGGAAGGGGAAGGCCCCUAUGAAAAAGAAGCCCAGCAACAAGAAGCCGCGUAUAGUGAACAUUGGCAUAGUCAUUACUGAGUCAGUUCAACGAGCCCAGGAACACCAGAGGGAACAGAGUGAUAGCGAAUAUGCUGUCAGUGAAGAGUCAGAAUCGGACAGCGACAUUUCCUUGGAAGAUGAGGAGUACAGAAUUAGCGGAAGAAAGUUAGUACGAGGAAACGGACUAAGUGGCCAUGGAGGCCAGGACAAUGAACCCAGGGUGCCGGGGACAGAGGUAGCAGAACGAGAGGAAGAAGGUAACAGGGAACAAGCGAAAUCUGAGGAAGAACCAUCCGGGAACGAGGAAGAGGAUCUGGCAGAACCACCUGCACCAAUCCCUGCUCCGCGGAGGAGUAGCAGGAACAUGUGA
This is a messenger RNA of Salvia splendens (bonfire salvia), 1371 nucleotides long. RefSeq lists its product as uncharacterized. The record is from RefSeq and is a predicted model, not a curated record. Bases 1 to 1371 code for a protein of 456 amino acids. The transcript is spliced from 2 exons. NCBI's taxonomy places the organism in Eukaryota, Viridiplantae, Streptophyta, Magnoliopsida, Lamiales, Lamiaceae.